GCCCGGCUCUGCCGGUUAGUGUUUGGGGCACUUUGGUCCUCCGACCCGCAGGUGGAGCUGUCGGUUGCUGCCGGUUAGUGUUUGGGGCACUUUGGUCCUCCGACCCGCAGGUGGAGCUGGUCUGUGAAGACGUGCAACAUCUCAGAGGGCUGCUGAUUGGGCGGCCUAUAAAAGGCCUCCCAUCAGCAUGCUCUCUCUCUCUCUCAUGCUCUCUCUCUCUCUCUCUCUCGUCCCACAGGCACAUUCGUUUGGUGACCGUAUGGUCACGGCAACGACGGCCGGGAUUAGCACCACACUAACACCCUUUUGGGACAACACUCAUUUACUGAUACAUUCCUUGGUUAAUUCACAUUACUGAUCACUGAUACAUGUUGUAAAUAAAAGAUCUGUUGGCUAAAAUGUACAAAUCGGUGUGGUCUCCCUUAAUGUUACAGCCACUAACAAGCCAGUGGUUGUGACAUAUGGGGGCUCGUCCGAUCUUUGGUAGUAACUUUAGGCUAUGGUAAUUCCUUCUACUGGCUAUGGCAGCGUAGGAAGGUGCGUAGAGCUCUUUGUAUUGAGUAUUCCUUCUACUGGCUUUUGGAGCGUAGGAAGGUGAGUAGAGCUGAGUUACUAAUUGUGUACUGCUGAUAGUCAGUUGGGGCCUGUUAUCAGUUAGUUAAUUGGGGGAUCUGCUGAUUUGUACUUUUGAGGCUUUGUUUGACCGUGCAAGCGUAGGUAGACACUGAAUUGUUUGUUCCAGCCAUCUUGGUUGAGUUUCAUUGCAGUUUGUAGCAUUGCAUUCAGCCUCUUAGGAGCUGUCGCCUUUAUCCCCAUCUAGUACGGGUUCUAGGUUCCUGCUGUCACAGAGCCUGGGCGAGGGCACCGCCUUGGAGAAACGGCUGAAUCGGCUUUGUCGGGAUGGUACGUCUCCACAGGUAUUGGUGAGUAAAUGAUCCUCGUCCUCGGGCUCUGUGUGAAAAUAGAUUAGUCUAGUGGGGGGAAAAUGUUUAGGGGGAUGCUCCGAGGUUAGUUUGCUGUGUUAACAUAACUGUAAUGUUUUAGAGACCUGGUUAGAUUGGUUGGAGAGAGAGAGCCUAGCGUAAUUAGAGCUAGUUUUUGGUUGGGUUGUUUUUUCAGUAGUUUCAUUGUUGGUUUGGUACAGUAGCCAGAUUGGUACUGACGGCCUGGGUUGAGCAGGAUGGAGGCUUUUGUGGAAGCACCAUCUGAGAAAUUGUUGUUUGCCCUUAAUAAGGAACAGUUGUUGCAAUUGGCAGAAAAGUAUGGCAUGGAAUUGUCAUCAGCCAUUAGAACUGGUAAGAAGGGACCCUUGCGUGACUCCAUUCACGAGUUUUUGUGUGAGCAGAGCAUUUUGCCUUCAGGAAAAGGUGGUGACGCUCAUGUGAAGGGUAUGUCAGAGCCUAUGCAGUCAGAGAGGGUAGGCAUACUGACUUUUGAGCAACAAAGAGAGAUGAAGGCACUUGAAUUUGAGUGGGCGCAACAGGCUAAGGAGAAAGAACGUCUUUUUGAACUGGAAAAAAUCAAAUUAGAACGAGAAUUGCAACAGAAAGCAGAUAUGGAGAGACUCAAAUUUGAAAAAGAAAUGGAUUUGAAAAAAGGUGAAAUGGACCUUACAGUACAGCUUGAGAAAAUUAAAAUUGAACAGGAUCGUUUGAAACUAAUGUCAGAAGGUAAGAUUAGUGGAAAUCUGUCCGGGUCAAGUAUGGAUAGCAUGGUAAAGUAUGUUCCAAAGUUUGACGAACGUGACCCAGACGUAUUUUUCUCACUGUUUGAACAGAUGGCCUCUGACAAAAAGUGGAGUGAAGAGGAUAGAAUGGUGCUUUUGCAAACUGUACUAGUAGGACGCGCACGGGAGGCAUACUUGGCAUUAACACCUGUUGAUAGGCACAAGUAUGCUGAGGUGAAAAAAGCGGUCUUGAAAUGUUAUGAACUGAAUCCAGAAGCUUACAGACAACGUUUCAGAAACUGGCGUAAACGUGCUAAUCAGACCCAUGCUGAAGUGGCAAGAGAGUUGAGUACUUAUUUUAACCGGUGGCUCACUUCAGAGUCUGUCUCAACUUACGAAAAUUUGCGUGAUUUGUUGAUUUUGGAGCAGUUUAAGAACAUUGUACCAGAUCGAAUUGCAACCUACAUUAAUGAGCAAAAGGCAAAGUCAGUGGAGGAGGCAGCCUCGCUUGCUGAUACCUUUGUGUUGACUCAUAAACGUAAGCCUUACAGCUUUCCUCCACGGUAUAAUAGCCACCAACGUUAUGAUCCUGCUCGUUCUCCUCCACAACGUUCUCCUCCUCGUUAUGGUCGUAGUUCAAAUCGAUCCAAUUAUGGCAAUUCCAGUAAUGUUCCUAAAUUUGAUAAUGGAAGUAGCAAAUCUCGCCCAAGCCCGACGGAUAAAUGUCAUUACUGUUUGCAGGAGGGACAUUGGAAAAAGGACUGCCCGCUGUUGAAAGGCCGUAAAUCUAAUGCCAAGGUAGCUGGGUGUGUUUCUGUUGUGCAUCCAGUUGAUUUUGGCGUCUCUGAUCUAACACCGUUACCUCGUUUGGAAGUUCAUUGUGAGCAAGUGAUUGAAGAUGGUGCAUCUGUGUCAGACGAGCAGACGAAAUCAGUAGAGUCAGCGGCGUCUGAUUUCGCUCCAUUCAUUAGUGAUGGCUGGGUGUCAUUGGUUGGAGAGACACAAAAAGUUCCAGUUAAAAUCUUAAGAGACACUGGGGCAUCUGAGAGUUUCAUUUCUGGAGCAGUUUUGCCAUUUUCCACAGCAUCUGACACUGGGAAAUGUGUUUUGAUUAGAGGAAUAGGCAUGCAGUCAUUUUCUGUACCGUUGCACAAAAUUCACUUGUGUUCAGGAUUUGUGAAUGGGGAGGUGACUAUUGCUGUGAGACCGUCUCUGCCUAUGCAGGAUAUCCAUGUAAUUCUGGGGAACAAUUUGGGUGGGUGUUUAGUUUCUCCACCUCCAGUUGUUACACCUGUACCGCUAUCUGUAGAGGAGCCAGACGCGUGUUGUCAAGAAUUCCCAGAAGUGUUUACUGCUUGUGCUGUGACUAGGGCAAUGUCUCGCACGCAGGCGCAAUCGUCGGAUGUGUCCAAAUCUGUGCCUUUUUUUGUUCCUGAGCUGCCCGAACCUCUGUCAUGUCAAGAUUUAAUUGAGGCACAAAAGAAUGAUCAGAGCUUUGAGAAAUAUUUUGCCUUAGCUUCUACUGAUCCAACGAUGGGUUACUUCAUUCAGAAUGGCGUUUUGCUGCAUACGUGGUUGCCAGGUGUUGAUCCUGAAGUGGCAGGUCAGGUGAUUCAAGUGAUGGUACCUGACAAAUACCGUGAUUUGAUUUUGAGAACAGCCCAUGGAGCAGAGUCUGGGCAUUUUGGAGGUCGCUGUCCGGGUACCAGGAUUUGCUGGGUGCAGGGAAGGUCGGAGGGUAAGGAGGGUGUUAGGGAUGGUUUGGGUUCUGGUUGGUCUGGGGUGGAGGGGAGGUGCGUCAUUGGGACUAGAAUAUAGCUACUGGGGCUACUGUAGGUUUUGGUUUUCUAUUUUUUGAUGGUGCUUCAGAGACCCAGUUAACACGGGUCUCUGUUUUUAAGGGGGGGGAUGUCAUGCCCGGCUCUGCCGGUUAGUGUUUGGGGCACUUUGGUCCUCCGACCCGCAGGUGGAGCUGUCGGUUGCUGCCGGUUAGUGUUUGGGGCACUUUGGUCCUCCGACCCGCAGGUGGAGCUGGUCUGUGAAGACGUGCAACAUCUCAGAGGGCUGCUGAUUGGGCGGCCUAUAAAAGGCCUCCCAUCAGCAUGCUCUCUCUCUCAUGCUCUCUCUCUCUCUCUCUCUCUCGUCCCACAGGCACAUUCGUUUGGUGACCGUAUGGUCACGGCAACGACGGCCGGGAUUAGCACCACACUUGCACCCUUUUGGACAACACUCAUUUACUGAUACAUUCCUUGGUUAAUUCACAUUACUGAUCACUGAUACAUGUUGUAAAUAAAAGAUCUGUUGGCUAAAAUGUACAAAUCGGUGUGGUCUCCCUUAAUGUUACAGCCACUA
Nerophis ophidion (straightnose pipefish) is the source of this 4018-nucleotide messenger RNA. RefSeq lists its product as uncharacterized. The transcript has 2 exons. Gene Ontology annotation, molecular function: nucleic acid binding; aspartic-type endopeptidase activity; zinc ion binding. NCBI's taxonomy places the organism in Eukaryota, Metazoa, Chordata, Actinopteri, Syngnathiformes, Syngnathidae. Gene Ontology annotation, biological process: proteolysis. The coding region runs from base 1181 to 3484 and encodes 767 amino acids. The record is from RefSeq and is a predicted model, not a curated record.